CUAGAACGGCGGAACUAGUAGAUUUUUCAUAUUCACGUCGUUUUCCAUCGAACAGGUAGCUCCGCGCAAAAUCUCGGUGGUUUUGUAGUGCAGAAGCAGCAACGAAAUUUGCGAAUACGUGCCGAAAUGACUAGCAUUGAGACCGUGGGGACCAUAGUGAUCAAGCUACUAAAGCUGGUACUGAACCUGAUAAUAUUAAUCCUGUACAGAACGGGUUAUGGGGGUCAAUUUCUCGGCGUGGGAGGUACCUGGAACCUCAACGAGGAGAAGAACCCAGACGCCGAAAUUGUAGCGUCGGGAGUGAUGGUGGGUUACUUCAUCUACACGACCGUCUCGCUCAUCAGUCUGUGUUUCGCGUCCGGAGACCAUAAAAACACGUUCACGGACAUCCUGAUGAACUUCAUCGGGAUGUUUUUAUGGAUUGCUGUAGGCGCCACCGCCCUCCACUACUGGCACGGGUACUUGGCCGAGCACAAGUAUACUUACGUCGACUCGGAGAGGCAGGUGGGGCUGGCAGUGGGUGCCCUCUGCGUGAUUAAUGGGGCAGCUUACCUAGUGGACGGGGUACUGUCGGUUAUAUUCUUAAUAAAAUCCAAAAUCCAGUAAAAUUUCGGGGUAUAACCUUGAACAGUAGCACGUUUUCUUCACAUUGAGAAUUUGCUAGUUUUUGUGACGCAUGACACUUGUGCAGGAUUUCAUAUGAACAAAAAUUUACUACGUUGCAAUUAAUUGUUAAAACCGUACACUUACGAAGUUCCAGGGAACAUUUAAAACAAAUGUUUCGGGUACAAAAUGUUGACAUCUCUUGUUGUUUUAGUUUAGAGAAUUUUUAUUUUAGACAUGUGAGCAUUUUUUUUUUGUAUAUUUGUAGAACUAUUUUACUGUAUUAAGUUUGUAAAAAUGAGGAUUGUACCGAACAAAAAUAUCUACGACCUUUAAUUUUAGUUAAAGUAUUCUAUCACUAUCUUAGAUGAAGCUUACGUUUUCGUCCUUUUUUUUAAGUUUUUAGACGAUAAUAAAACAAACUCAAACAGUUCGUCACUAUAUUUAUUGACUAUUUUAAGUUCGUUUAUACAAAAGGCAUUACAAAGUACAAAUAUACAAAAAUACAUACCUAAUAAUAAUUAUUCAAUUCGAUUGUAUGGCAGAGAUUCUAAAACGCUCGUUUAAAGAAACAUACUAAAAUUACUUGACGUAUAUACAGGGCGUUUCCGGAUAUAUACACCCUCGAUAAGAACGCAAAUAAAUAAAUACUACGCUAAUCGUUUAACAAAAAAUCUACGAACAUUCCGCACUACGUGAAAAAUUCAUUGAUAAGACUUUAUCCCCAAAAUUUGGAAAAACUCAAAUUUUUAUGAAAUUCAACAAAAUAAUCGACAUUUUGGUUAAUUUUGACAGGAAAUAAUGUUUUUUUUUAAAUAAAUAAUUACUAAAGAAAAACUAGUUUUUACUCGAAAAUUAGAACACUCUGAGUAAUAAUACAGAAACAUAACAGUGGUUUAAAUUUACCGUCAAAAAAGUUCUUUUAUUUAUUUAUUUUGCCGGUGAAAUUGUUAAUUGCCCGCCCUCUCGUGAAAAAAGUUAAU
This is a messenger RNA of Cylas formicarius (sweet potato weevil), 1586 nucleotides long. RefSeq names its product protein snakeskin (gene Ssk). Gene Ontology annotation, biological process: septate junction assembly. The transcript has 4 exons. The record is from RefSeq and is a predicted model, not a curated record. NCBI's taxonomy places the organism in Eukaryota, Metazoa, Arthropoda, Insecta, Coleoptera, Brentidae. The coding region runs from base 127 to 606 and encodes 159 amino acids.